CUGUUCACAUGAAGAAACAAACUUAUCUAUACUUUGAAUGGCCUGAGAGUCAGUGCAUUUUCAUUUUGGGGUGAACUAUUCCUUUAAUUAUAGAAACAUGGCCAAAUUUGUUGUACAAGUCUUCAAAUUAACUUUAUUUAUACUGCAUCCUUUUAAAAGUGUAUACCAAGUGCUUUACAGGGCGGAUAUAUAUUUUCAUAAAUUCACGUGUAUACUUGUCAGUAUAAUUUUGAUUUGUACUAAAUUUGAUAGUAUGUACUGUAUCUGAAUCUGUAUCUAUAUGCGCGGAGACGCUGGUGUUUAUGAUGAUGAUGUGGUCGGUGGUUUCGUACCUGAGUAGCUCGGAAUCGGUGGCCGGUUUCCAGCACGCCUGCGGGUUAUUUCCGGCCCCACGCGCCACUCACGAGCGGCUCUGUCCCGACAGCACGCGGACCCACAGCCGCGCGAACGGCACGUCACCGCCGUGCCAGAACAGUGAGCACGCGGCGAAAGGACGCAAAAGCGACGUCUGGAGUUCUCAGUACGAGGUGAGAAACUGGCCACUGUACUACCUCUUUGUGGCAUCUGCCUCUCUGGGAAAUGAAGUGUUCUACAUCUCCUUUCUGCCCUUCAUCCACUGGAACCUGGAUCCCUUCCUGUGCCACCGCCUCGUCAACAUGUGGGCUGUGGUGAUGUAUAUAGGACAGGUGAUGAAGGAUAUGCUGAAGCUCCCUCGUCCCUCGUCGCCCCCUGUGGUAAAACUGGAACAUCGUAUCGAGUUCGGCAUGCCUUCAACUCACACCAUGGCUGCCACAGCCAUCGCCUUCACAUUGUUGCUGAGUGCGCCGGAGAGAGUGAAGUUUCAGUUUGAGGUCGGUUUGGUUGCAGCUGUGGUUCUUUCAGCCCUCGUGAGUCUCAGUCGCCUCUAUACUGGCAUGCACUCAGCCCUGGAUGUGAUCUGUGGGACUCUCAUAUCCGCCCUCGUUCUGGUUGCGUCCUACCCACACUGGGACAGUUUGGACUUCUUCCAGCUCAACAGCCCGCUGUCCCCUGCCAUCUCACUGGUUCUGCCCCUCAUCCUGUGCUAUAAAUACCCCGAGUUGGACCACUACAGCGCUACGCAGGGGGACACCACUAUAAUUUUGGGCUGUAGUGCUGGAUGUUCUGUCAGUUACUGGCUCAAUCAGUGGCUCGGUGUGACUUUCGAACCCUCAGGGCUGUUCCCAGUGACCCUACCUCCCAUUACCCCAUUGAUCUUUAGCUUAGCGGGAACUAUAAUACGAGAGCCACACAUCAGAAUCCCUUGGCACACAGACAGUUGCUCACGUCCCACUGAAAACUCUGGGAACAUAACAUUUCCAUGA
This is a messenger RNA of Ictalurus furcatus (blue catfish), 1343 nucleotides long. Its product is annotated as sphingosine-1-phosphate phosphatase 2-like. Bases 303 to 1343 code for a protein of 346 amino acids. The record is from RefSeq and is a predicted model, not a curated record. Gene Ontology annotation, biological process: sphingosine metabolic process; phospholipid dephosphorylation. NCBI's taxonomy places the organism in Eukaryota, Metazoa, Chordata, Actinopteri, Siluriformes, Ictaluridae. Gene Ontology annotation, molecular function: sphingosine-1-phosphate phosphatase activity. Gene Ontology annotation, cellular component: endoplasmic reticulum membrane. The transcript is spliced from 5 exons.